Ceraceosorus bombacis is the source of this 2791-nucleotide messenger RNA. Lineage: Eukaryota; Fungi; Basidiomycota; Exobasidiomycetes; Ceraceosorales; Ceraceosoraceae. The record is from the annotation of a GenBank genome assembly.
AUGCGUGAGCUCAUUACGUGAGUUACCGUACGUGAAGGCUCUUCUGUCGGAAGCACAACAUUCCCUUGCAGGAUGGGAAAUGGAGGCCCGACCUUCUUCGGUCCGUGCGCGCGCUGUUGAGAAGAAAUGGACAGGAAGCAGAAAUCGCGGGCCGGGUCACCACACGCGUUACGUCUUGGCGCACGGCAGGCUUUCUGUGUGGAAAGGGAGUGGAUGGUGGAUUGGACAGGGUCAUAGGCUGCUACAAGGCUGGUCUGCCUUUGCAGUGAUGUACAUGUGGGAACUUGCCGACAUGCAGCCUGAACUUUCGCGGACGGAGAGACCCUCUAAUCAGACAGCUGACGACGUGCUUGCAUCCUCGGUCGCCUCCCUUCGAACAUCAGCGUGCAGAUCGGACAGGCAGGAAAUGCUGUGGGAACUGCCUUUUGGCAGACGUGCUUGGCCGAGCAUGGUCUGAGCGACGAUGGUGUGAGUCUUCCUUGCUGUGAGCUACACCUCAUCACUUCUUUCUCGCUAACGAUCUUUGCGCGUCACUUUGCUCCCUGCCGUCUCAGACCUACAUUGGCAACAAUGAAGAUGUCCAGCUGUCCAAGAUUGGCGUGUUUUUCAACCCGGUCAGUCAGACUGGAUCUUCGCCUUGCGCCACAUUUCUCUGCCUAAUGCACGCUGAAUCUCUUGUGUACAGAGCGGUACGGAGAACAAGUAUGUUCCCCGAUCCGUUCAAGUGGAUCUCGAGCCAGGCACGCUUGACCACAUCCGCUCUGGGCCCACUGGCAAGCUUUAUCGCCCUGACUCGUUCGUUGGCGGAGAGGUGCGCUCUGCGUCAUGGCUGCCAUUUUGCCUCCAUGGAGCGCUGAUGCCCCGCGAAUCCUCCCCUACCUCUGCUAUCAUCCCCAUAGUCCGGUGCCGGGAAUAACUUCGCAAAGGGGUACUACACUGAGGGCGCAGAGCUGAUAGAGAACGUCAUGGAUGUCGUUCGCAAGGAGGCCGAAAGAGCUGAGGGCCUCCAAGGCUUCCAGCUUGUCCACUCUUUGGGUGGUGGCACCGGUUCGGGUCUGGGCACGAACUUGCUCACCAAGCUGCGCGAAGAAUUCCCCGACCGUGAGUGACAUUCUGCUUUGCACAGCGAGCAUCACGUGUCAAGCGCUGGACGCUUACGUCUGACUCCGCUGAGACUGCCAAUCCAGGCAUGCUUGCAACUUGGUCCAUCCUUCCCUCACCUAAGGUGAGUUUUUGGGAUCUUGAUAACGCAUGCUGAUCGGCCAGAAGGGGCGCUGACGUGUCGCCGUGCGGCUUGCUGUCAUCAGGUGUCCGACACUGUUGUCGAGCCGUACAAUGCCACUCUGUCUUUCCACCAGCUGGUUGAGAACGCAGAUCUUUCCUUCUCGCUCGACAACGAGGCGCUUUGUGAGUUUCGGAUUUAGCAGUGUCACUGGGCUUCUGGACCAGAAUUCUCAGCCAUGGCAUCUUCUCCUGCUGCGCAGACGACAUUUGUCAACGAACACUCAAGCUAAAGGAACCCAAGUACACCGAUCUGAACACUAUCAUCUCGUACGCCAUGUCUGGUUGCUCGACUACCCUCCGCGUACGUGCCUCCAAGCUAUUGGGUGUGUUGCUUGGUCCACGCUGAACAUCACCUUUCCUCCAAUGAUAGUUCCCUGGUCAGCUAAACUCUGAUCUGCGUAAGCUGGGUGUCAACAUGGUCCCUUUCCCACGUCUGCACUUCUUCUCUGUCGGAUUUGCGCCUUUGGUGUCCCCGGGCUCCAAAGCAUAUCGUGAGUGGGUGCUGCGUCUACCUUCUGAUCACAAGUCUCUGAGCGCAGACAUCCUAUGUCGAUCAUCAGAACAAGUCUCGGUGCCCGAGCUGGUUCAGCAAGGCUUUGACCCGCGCAACAUCAUGGCCGCGAUUGACCCUCGUCGUAAGUGUUUAUAUUUCACGGGUCUGCGGAUCGUUCGCGGCGCUGAGACAAGCAUCCUCCUCCAGUUGGAAAGUACCUGACGGUGGCUGCUAUCUUCAGAGGCAAGGUGAGCGUUCCUCCAUCAAAGUCAGUCCGUGCACUUGACAUGUACUCACCCUUGCCUUGAUUGCUCCUGCAGGUUUCAUCUCGCGAUGUCGAGCAAGAGAUGAUUAACAUUCAGACCAAGAGCGCGACGCAAUUCGUCGAGUGGAUUCCACAAGUGAGUCUCGGUGUGUCAUCCUAUCGUGGUCGUGAUCUGCAGUCGCUGACCAUCAGGAUGAAUCCGCUACUCGCAGAACAUCCUGACUUCUCUCUGCGACAUUCCUCCACCCGGACUGCGCAUGAGCGCCACUUUCAUUGCCAACACAACCUCCAUCCAAGAGGUAAGUACCUUACAUUCUCAUUGAGGUUGGUACUAAACUGGACAGAUUGAUUGCAACGUUGACAUUUUUUGCGCGACUUGCAGCUCUUCAAGCGCACGCACGAAUCUUUCGCUCUCAUGUUCCGCCGCAAAGCCUUCUUGCAUUGGUGUGUGACGCCAUUUGGGAAAGCCGCGCUGGCGAUGCUGGCCGCUGACGUUUCUGCCUCUCCUGACGCGCCGUCUGUAGGUACACCGGCGAAGGCAUGGAGUAAGUCCCGGUUCUGUGGUCUGUGGGCCGACAGUAGAGUACAACUGACCCUUUCUUGCCCCUCGCAGCGAAAUGGAGUUCUCAGAGGCCGAGUCGAACUUGCUCGACCUCAUCUCCGAGUACCAGCAAUACGAGGCUGUUGGCGCAGAGGAUGAGGAACUUGGGGAGUACGUCGAGGAAGAAGAGGCAGAGCCUUUGGAGUAA